Messenger RNA from Pisolithus orientalis, 1237 nucleotides. Its product is annotated as SSU ribosomal protein S9P. Gene Ontology annotation, cellular component: ribosome; mitochondrial small ribosomal subunit. The record is from RefSeq and is a predicted model, not a curated record. Lineage: Eukaryota; Fungi; Basidiomycota; Agaricomycetes; Boletales; Pisolithaceae. Gene Ontology annotation, biological process: translation. Gene Ontology annotation, molecular function: RNA binding; structural constituent of ribosome. The transcript has 3 exons. Bases 66 to 1196 code for a protein of 376 amino acids.
CCCAAACACGUCGAUUCAAUUUUGCUCGCGUCGGACGACGACGUACGAUAAGGUCGCUCAGAAACAUGGCCACUGUCGGUCUGAGGGCGUUCGAGAUGUUUGCCAGCAGGCUCUCAUGCAGGCUACCCCGUAUUCACGCCUUCACCCUGCGUUCGCUGACUACCGGGACGGCGGCGACACCGCCGCCUCUCAAUUCUCGGUUUGUACCCCCUGCAUCUCUCGAAACCAUGGACGAAGUAGAACUGGAGGGAGACCAGGUCGACUUCGACGUCAGCAGCCCGCCACACCGACCGCGCCCCGAGAACAGGCGUCCAGUACCACCGUCACCUGCCUUCUACACCGCCCGGUCGCUGUACUACGAUACCCUCGUCCAACUACAGGCCGCCCUCUCGCUGUCCCGUCGAGCACUCCGAGCACAACAUCUUCUCCCCCUCCCUCCGUUUGCUUUGCGAGCUCUCCCACCGGCCCAACCCGCUUGGGCCAACAAGGCCGAAAUGAGUCUCAUCCUCCAAGCACCCCUUACUGCUCGCAUGUAUAAGCGCGUCGUCACCCUUCUGAAGGAGCUCGAGCAGUGCGAGCGCAUAGCCCGCAUUGCCGAUUCCACCGAGCUGGAGGAUGCUAUCACGGACAUUACAAAGGGAUUCGAAAGUAAAAAGGGUAUCCAGGCACGCGACACUCGCAUACGAGCACGAGAGGCGAAGGAGAAAGGUCCUCUUGACAAGUACGGCCGAAGCUACACCGUCGGUCGUAGAAAAACGAGCACUGCGCGUGUCUGGAUGAUCGAGGUGCAAAAACCCAAAGACGACGCAUCCGUGCCCGCUGCGAACACCAAAUCGAUUUUAUCUUCGUCCAGUGCAACCACCCCCCCACCUCCUACCUCAAUUGUUCUCAUCAACUCGGUUCCCAUCUCAGACUACUUCCCUCUCCCAGCUGACCGCGAGCACGUUGUGCGCCCUCUCAAACUCGCUGGUCUCCUUGGCGCGUUCAAUGUUUUUGCUCUCGUUCGCGGCGGAGGUACCUCCGGUCAGAGUGGAGCCAUUGCUCUCGCUGUAGCUAAGGGCUGUGUUGCACAUGUACCGGAGGUGGAACCAAUUCUUAAGAAAGCCAAGUUGUUGAGGAGAGAUCCCCGCAUGGUCGAACGGAAAAAGACUGGCCUGGCCAAGGCAAGGAAGCGAUACACUUGGGUCAAGCGUUAGUCUGCCAGCCAGAAACUGCAUCCCAACACCCACAGCUGCUC